Adineta steineri is the source of this 498-nucleotide messenger RNA. The record is from the annotation of a GenBank genome assembly. Lineage: Eukaryota; Metazoa; Rotifera; Eurotatoria; Adinetida; Adinetidae.
AUGAAUACAUUAGAAAAACGUAGUCGAUUUCUUGACACAAUCAGCUUUGAAUUUGAAACAGCACGUAGUUUUCUUCGUCGUGGUCCUCGUCAUAUCCGUGAUGUUAUGCAGUAUAGUGGACCUGUUGAUCCUCGUGCAAUAUUUUAUAUUAUUGGUGCUAUUGUUUGUGCUCUUCUUUUUCUUUAUUACGUUGUCAGUCCAUCUCGAACAAACGAAGAAUAUCGUCUACAAAAAGAACUUGAAAAAUUACGAAAAGCUGGUUCAACACCAGCUGAAGUUGAUGAAGAAAGAAAAUAUACGACUGAUGUGCCAUGGUAUGUUACAUAUGAUACUCUUAAUGAAUGGUAUGCUCAUGGUCAUACAGAUAAAAUUGUAACACGUUCUCGUCUAGGUGCUUGUGAAAAUUGUGGUGCAAUGACUUAUAAACGUAAAGAUUGUGUUAAACGUCCACCUCGUUUAGGUGCAUAUAAAUUGGCAUCAACAAAAAGUUCAAGAUGA